CUCACAUGCACACUCCUCAGAGGCAGGAAAUGCUUCCCAGGCAAUCUGGGCCUGGUGGUGGAGGCCCCUUUCGCAAAACAUCAGUCUGAACUGAGUAGACAGAAGUCACUAGGAACGCCUUGACAGGCUCCUGCUUUAGCUAAGGCUCCCUCCAGCUGCGGAGGGUGUUUUUGUUAGAAUCACUCACUGCGUAAAACUGCUUAGAAUAGAGCCAUGAUCUCAACCACGAAAUGUGAACUCAUAUUUUGGAGAAACUAACGGGGACGACUUCUCUCUAACCUGAGAGUUGAACAAUGUCAUGCCUUGGCGUUUCAGCUCCUCCUUAUCUAGGUGGUGAAAUGGUAAAACUCACUCUCUUCAGUCAGUGAAUCUGAAGUAAUCUUUCAUCAAGUUCCACCUCCUUUUGUCUCAUAUGGAACAUCUCUCUCUACCUGUUGUUGAACUACAAUGACAUGUCUGCAGCUAUCAGAAAGAGGAGCUGGGAAGAACAUGUGACCCAAUGGCUGGGACAGCCUUUUAGUUCUGAUGAUCAUAACACAGCAUGUCAUCAUGGACUAGUAGCUGAGAGCUUGCAGGCAAGUAUGGAAAAAGAUGCAACUCUAAAUGCGGACCGCAAAGAGAAGUGUGUUUCACUACCAGAUUGCUGUCAUGGAUCAGAGCUGAGAGAUUUUCCUGGGAGGCCAAUGGGUCACAUUUCAAAGGAGGCGGAUGAAAAUGACAGCCAGGAAGGGGAAGACCCGUUUCUUUCCUUGGAAGCCAGCACAGAAACACUGGUGCACGUUUCUGAUGAGGAUACCGACUCUGAUCUGUAUCUCACAGAUGAUAAACACAGUUUAACUUCCCAAGUGCACGAAACAUCAGACCACCAUAGCGUCAAAGGAGCAGGCUCCUUAGUAAAGAUGCUGCCUAUCACGGAAAGAAACCAAGAUUCUUAUAACUCCUGGGGAAUGGCUAGCGGAGCUGAUGUGGCGCUAGUAGGAGAAAGAGAGGAGAGGAAAGUUAUUGACAUUAUCAGUAAAAGCCUGGAGCUUUGUAAUGAUAUAAGCUUAAGUGAAAUAAAGGAUGCCUCCCAAAUACACGUAUGCGAUUCUUUGAAUGUGAAAGAUAUUGUGCCUGAGAAGCAAUUGCUUAAUUCUGCUGUGAUUGCUCAGCAACGAAGAAAACCCGACUUCCCAAAAGAGGAACAUGAAAGCAACACCUGCUGUGUAGUACAAGAUGAGUUUUUCACUUUUCCUUGUACAGACAGAGGACUGCCAUUAUUAAAAGCAGAUACCAGAAGCUGCCUUCUGCAGCCUCCUUCCUGCCCCGGGGGAAUGUCAGCUGAAAGGGGCCUGCAGAAGAGCGGUUUCUCAGAACAUCAAAACAAAAGUCUUCCAAAGGUCAACUCAGGAGAUGGCAUGCCGUGUUUACACUUAGAGGAACCUCUGGCCACCCAGGAGCCCACAGAUAAUCAAGUCAGGCUUCGCAAAAGAAAGGAAAUAAAAGAAGAUCGAGAUAGGGCGCGGCUGGACUCAAUGGUGCUGCUAAUUAUGAAGCUGGACCAACUUGAUCAGGACAUUGAGAAUGCUCUCAGCGCCAGCUCCUCUCCAUCCAGCACACCAACCAACCUGCGACGGCACGUUCCUGAUCUGGAAUCGGGAUCCGAGAGUGGAACAGAGACCAUUUCAGUAAAUCAGACAUCAACACAUUUGUCUUCUAACACCGAGUCCACUGACCUACCGUCUUCCACCCCAGUGGCCAAUUCUGGAACCAAACCCAAGUCUACGGUAAGUCAUAAGUGAUAGCAGUCAGUUUCAACAUCAAGUGUUGAUGAUC
Molecule: messenger RNA, 1815 nt
Organism: Pteronotus mesoamericanus
Lineage: Eukaryota; Metazoa; Chordata; Mammalia; Chiroptera; Mormoopidae
Product: rho GTPase-activating protein 7-like
Exons: 4
Coding region: 453-1781 (442 amino acids)
Source: RefSeq, a predicted model, not a curated record